AUGAAGUUCGCCGCUAUUCUACUGCCUCUCGUUCCCGCAGCCUUCGCCGCUGAGUGUGUCCGCGAUGCUGGAUGCCCCGGGUGUGGCACAGUCGACAGCGUAAAGUUUACUCAAAGCGGCAGCACUUACACCGCCACAUCACCCUCAUAUGGGUCCAUGAUAAUGGACGAUAAGACCCUCACUGUCAAAAACACGUCGAAGAAGUGGCUGCUGUUCUGCGUCUACGGAUCUGUCUGUGUGCCCCUCGGCGCCGGAGAUACCUGUACCACAGCCCGAAUCUCCUCAGACUCUCCUGCCCUCGGACUGCAGGUGUGGUCUCAGUAG
Colletotrichum truncatum is the source of this 324-nucleotide messenger RNA. RefSeq lists its product as uncharacterized. NCBI's taxonomy places the organism in Eukaryota, Fungi, Ascomycota, Sordariomycetes, Glomerellales, Glomerellaceae. The record is from RefSeq and is a predicted model, not a curated record.